AAAAGCGGCCCCGCGCCCGCCCAGCCUCCGCCGCCGCCGCCGCUCCGCCGCCGGCCAUGGCUAAGGACCAGUUGAAGCCGCGGCUGUGCCGAAUGCUCAAGGGGGAGAGCGGCUACGGCUUCCACCUGCACGGCGAGAAGGGCAAGAGCGGCCAGUUCAUCCGCAAAGUGGAGCCCGGCUCGCCCGCCGAGGCGGCGGGGCUGCGCGCCGGGGACCGCGUCGUCGAGGUGAACGGGCUCAACGUGGAGCAGGAGACGCAUCACCAGGUCGUGCAGCGCAUCAAGGCCGUGGAGACGGAGACGCGCUUGCUGGUGGUGGACAAGGAGACGGACGAGUACCUGUGCAGCCUGCGGCUCACCUGCACGGAGGACAUGGUGCACAAUGGGAUCCUGCUCAGCUCUGCCGUGCCACCUGCCAAGGCCCUGGCCAGCGACAAUGGGGAGGUCUGGAAGCCUCAGCUGGAUCUCAGCGGGGGCAGCCUCCAGAGGAAUUCCCACAGCUUCUCCUCACAUGGCAGUAGGAAGGAUUUAAAUGGACAGAAGGAGCUGUGCCCACGUCUCUGCCACCUGAAGAAAGGCCCCAAUGGCUACGGUUUCAACCUGCACAGCGAGAAGUCCCGGCCGGGGCAGUUCAUCCGCUCUGUGGAUCCCGACUCACCGGCUUCCCGGGCGGGGCUGCGGCCCCAGGACCGGCUGGUGGAGGUGAACGGGAUAAACGUGGAGGGCCUGCGGCACUCGGAGGUGGUGUCCCACAUCAAAUCCAGGGAGAGCGAAGCCAGGCUCCUGGUGGUGGACCCCGAAACAGAUGAGUACUUCAAGAAGCUGGGGGUGACCCCCACGGAGGAGCACACCAAAGGUGUGGUACCCCAGCCCAUGACAAAUGGAUCUGCACAGACUCAGCUGAAUGGAGGAUCCACAUCUUCAUCUCACAGUGACCUGCAGAGUCCUGGGAAGGAAUCAGAGGAUGGAGACACGGACAAGAAGGACCCUUUUGAGGAGAGUGGGCUGAGCCUGAGCCCGACGGCUGCUGAGGCCAAGGAGAAGGUGAGGGCCAAGCGUGUGAAGAAGCGAGCGCCGCAGAUGGACUGGAACAAGAAACGGGAGAUUUUCAGCAAUUUCUGAGCCCUGCUGGUGGCCGCCGUCCGCUCUCCUCCCGCCCCAGCUUGGACGUUUCUGAGGUGCCUACGCCCUGUCCUUCGGUGUCCACGUGAGAUGCUUUGUGCUCUGCUCUUCACUGGUUGCUUUUACAAGGCGUAUUUUAAAGUCCUUUUUAUUUUUAUUUUUUAUUAUUAUUGUUAUUAUUAUUAUUAUUAUUAUUAUUGUUACUCACCAGCGAUUCUCAUAAGACAAAUGUGACCAAAGCUCCUUUUCUUGCUUGCUCUUGAGCCUGGCUCCAGCUGCCCACCGUCCCCUGUUCCCGUGAGAAAAGACUGGAAGAAUUUUAACUCUUGUUUCUUAACUGCAUCGUUUAGGCUUCUGUUACUUCUUUUUUACUUUUUAUGUGGGGUGUUUGGGCUUUGUGGGUGUCCCAGACUGAGCCCCGUGGGAUGCUCUGUGCCCCUGUGGAAACGGCUCAUGGUGGGUGCCCACAGGGUGGGGGUGCCACGGACCCCCUCCCCAGCUCCCCAUGCCCAGCAUUAGCUACUCCCACCAUGGGAAAAUGGACUGUGGCUGGAAAUUGCUUUGCUAUUGAAGCAAAAACGUUUGUUUUGUUGGUUUUGGUUUUUUUUUUAAUGAAGUCCCAUGUGUUUCCAGUUAGUUUAGGAACCUCCCCCCCACCAGCAGCUCCUGCCCGACAGUAAAGGCCCAUUUUUCACCCCCCGACAGCUCUGCAGAGUGGAGAGGGUGGGGUUUAAAAGCAAACCCCAAACCCAAAGGCCACAGCCCUCCCCAUCUGCAGCCGUGGAUGUGGCAGGGGAAGGAGGGAGCAGGGCCGGUCCUGCCCCUCAGAGCACAAAGAUGAGAACCACGAGAUGCCACAACAACUCUUUGGACAGACCUUGAAGUGGGGAUGACCCAACAUCUGCUUCCAGGAGGGAACACAGGGAUACAGCUCUGACUGCAGGCUCGGCGCUGGGGAGUGGGGCUGGUCCAGGUCCCACCUGGGCUGGGAUUUGGUGUCCCCAGCCUGGGAGUGCCUUGCCAUUGGAAGGACAUCCUCUGAAGCCGUGGGGUGUCCGUGGGGCUGGAGAUGGAGCAGGCACUGGUGUGAUGGAGUGGGCAGUACCUCUGGCUUCCUGUGGUCUCCUUCAAACCCCCACUCUCAGCAUUCGAAGUGAAUGAAUCUUUAAAGUGUUACAGAUUAAGUCCAUUUAAGCUCUUUAUUGUUGCCUUUGGCUGUGUGAGUGAAGGUGACUCAGCGGAGCUGCAGUGCUCACAGGUAGCAGAGCUGCAGUUACCAGGGCAGGGGCUGGGGCUGUCCCACUCCCUCCCACACUCCAGCAGCAAUCCCAGCCCCGCUGUGGGGACUACAAAGCCACUUUUCCCAGCUGAAAGCAAAUGGCAGCGAACACCUGGCCGUGGAUGAAGUGUGAACACAGAGCUGUGGCUGUGCCCUGCCUCACUCCAGUCCUCCUGUGAUUAAAAACCCUUGGGUGGUCAGUGUGCUACAGAUGUGGGAGUGGCUCUGCACGGAUUUCCUAAGGCAUUUCCAAAUUAUGGAGCGAAAAGGUGCCUUAUACCAUUCUCUGCUCUCCUCAGCAGCGGGCUGGGGCUCAGCACGGGCUGGUUGGCUUCCCUGGGGAGCAGCUGGUGCCUGUGACCCUUUGCUGCUGGCAGGAGAGUGUGGAGAGCCUCAGGGGUGAAGGAGAUGAGUUCUCUUUGUGAAAGUUAUCUUUUAGGAUUGUUGAUGGGCUGAACAGGUUGAAAAUAAUGACUUUGGAGAGGAACUAGUGCAGGUGUUCGGCUGUGGGUGAUGAGACAGGCAGUGGGAUGAUGGGGGAUGUGGAGAAGUUGCCUCCGCUUGGGGCUCUGCCAUUAACAAGACACCUCUUCCCCAUCCCACUUCAAAUGACCUGCUCUCCUUUUGGCCCCCAAAAUACUAUCUUCUCUCUCUGGGUAAUGUUUGGAAGGAGCUCCUCUUUUCCAUGGUGUGCACGUUGCUUCCUGUGCCCGCGUUGCCAAACCCCGGCAGCGCCCGGGCUGCGCGGGGCAGAGCGUUCCCAGGACACUCUGAUGCACGUCAGAGAGCACAGACCUGGUGUAAACACCCCACUUCUCAUCCAAGACUGCUGUAGUUGAGGGGGGGAAGAAAAAAACCUUGUGUAGUUUUGAAUGUAGAUCAAAAGAAAUCAGGUGUGCGAAUCCGUACUGAUAAAAUUGAAAAUCUUAAUCUCUUAGUCCAUGGAAACUGCUCCCGGUUGAAGCAUUACUGCAUUCCUGACAUCUUGUAGCUCAGUAGUAAUUAUUCCAUUCUUGUACAUUUAACUUGGAAAAGAAAAAUCAAUAAAGUCUAAGGCUGUCAGCAGCAUUGCAAACCCACCAUGUACACUGUAUUGUCAGUAAUAAACUUGGUUUGCCAUGUA
Messenger RNA from Corvus hawaiiensis (hawaiian crow), 3523 nucleotides. It is a transcript of the gene NHERF2, whose product is annotated as SLC9A3 regulator 2. The record is from RefSeq and is a predicted model, not a curated record. Gene Ontology annotation, biological process: protein localization to plasma membrane. Gene Ontology annotation, molecular function: protein-membrane adaptor activity; signaling receptor binding. The transcript has 7 exons. The coding region runs from base 57 to 1121 and encodes 354 amino acids. Gene Ontology annotation, cellular component: apical plasma membrane. Lineage: Eukaryota; Metazoa; Chordata; Aves; Passeriformes; Corvidae.